AUGAAAUGUGAUCAUAAUUAGAUAGAAGGGUUCUAUGAAAUUUUUGACAAAGUUAAAGAUGUUGAUAUCGAAUAAUUAAAAAAAAUAAUUGAAAUGCUUAGAAAGGAAAAAAUUUCAGACUGUUUAGGAUAUCUAAAGGAUAUAGAAAAUCAACAAUAACAAAAUUAAUAAAUAGAGAAACUAACACAAGUAGGUUAGGAACUAUAGCUGACUGUUGUUAGAAAUAACAUUUAGAUAAUCACUAAUAUUCUCAAUUAAAUUAAAGAUCACGAUUUUAAUGUAAAUGACUAUUCAACUGAAAUUUAUUUUAAUACUAAAUAAUAAAUAAUAAAAUUAAUAUCCUAAGAAAAAGGGAUAAUUGAAUUUUUGAAAUUUCUCGUUCACCUUACAGCUAUAGAUGAUAGAUAUAUAUAAAGUGGUUCAAAUUCCUUAAAUUUUUUAAUUUAAAUGAGAGUAGAUCUGUCUAACCAAUGUUUUGAAAAUAUCAAAGUGAAAAAUACUUCCUUAGAAGGAGCUAAUUUUGUUAGAUGUAACUUGAUCGGAUCCGAAUUUAAUAAUGUAGAUAUAAGCGGAAUAAAUCUAAAUGAAACUUUACUAAUUAAUUGCAAAUGGAAAAACAUAAAAAUAAAUGAAUCAAUAAAGUUGGAGGGGGAUACUAAUUGUGUUUAAUCAGUGUGCUUUUCUCCUGAUGGUAAGACAUUAGCAUCUGGUAGUAUUGAUAAGUCUAUUAGAAUAUGGGAUGUUAAGACAGGAUAAUAAAAAGCCAAAUUAGAUGGCCAUACAAGUUAUGUUCUAUCAGUCUGCUUUUCGCCUAAUGGUACAACAUUAGCAUCUGGCAGUGGAGAUGAGUCAAUCGGUUUAUGGGAUGUUAAGACAGUAAAAUAAAAAAAAAAAUUGAAUCUUCAUAGAAGCGCUGUCUAUUCAGUGUGUUUCUCUCCUGAUGGUACUUUAAUAGCAUCCGGUAGUAAUGAUAACUGUAUUCGUUUAUGGGAUGCUGAGACAGGAGAAUGUGAAGACACACUAAAUGGGCAUCAUAAUUGGGUAAAAUAAAUAGUAUUCUCUCCAGAUGGUACUACAUUAGCAUCUGGUAGUGGAGAUAGAUCUAUAAUUUUAUGGGAUGUUAAGACAAGAAAGCAAAUAUCAAAAUUAUGUGGUCAUACUAGUACAGUCCUUUCAGUCAGCUUCUCUCCUGAUAGUACUAUAUUAACAUCUGGUAGUGAUGAUCACUCUAUUCGUUUAUGGGAUGUUAAAACAGGAUAAUAAAAAGCCUAAUUAGAGGGUCAUAUUGGUGCUGUUUAUUCAGUUUGCUUCUCCCCUGAUGGAGCGACAAUAGCAUCUGGUAGUAAUGAUAUGUCUGUCCGCUUAUGGAAUGUUUUAAAAGGAUAAUAAAAAGCAGAAUUAAAUGGUCAUAGGGAUCUUGUCUCAUCUGUUUGCUUCUCUCCAGAUGGUACCACUUUAGCCUCUGGCAGCGGUGAUAAAUCUAUUCGUUUAUGGAAUGCUGAAAUAGGAUAAAAUGCCAAAAUCGAUGGUCAUAGUUAGAUUAUCACAUAAGUAUGCUUCUCUCCUGAUGGUACUACAUUAGCAUCUUGUAGUUAUGAUAAAUCUAUCCGUUUAUGGGAUGUUAAGACAGGAUAAUAAAAAUCCAAGUUAGAAAUUUAUAACGGGAAUCUUUACUCAAUAUGUUUUUCUUCUGAUGGUUCAACAAUAGCUUCUGGAUGUUGGGAUAACUUUAUCUGUUUAUGGGAUGUUUAGACAGGAUAAUAAAAAGCCAAAUUAGGUGGCCAUACAAGUUAUGUUCUUUCAGUCUGCUUUUCACCUAAUAGUACUACAUUAGCAUCUGGUUGUGAUACUAAUUCUAUUAGUUUAUGGGAUAUUAAAACAAGAAAAAAAAAGACCAAAUUGGAUGGUCAUACUAGUUAUGUCCUUUCAGUAUGCUUCUCUCCAGAUGGAAUUACUCUUAUAUCUGGUAGCUAGGAUUAAUCUAUACGUUUAUGGAAUGUUUAUACAGGAAAAUAACAUGCCAAACUGGAUGGGCAUACUGGUUCUGUCCUAUCAGUACGCUGCUCUCCAGAUGGUAUUACAAUAGCUUCUGGUGGCAAGGAUAAUUAUAUCUGUUUAUGGAAUGCCAAAACAGGAUAAAUAAAAUAAAAAUUAGAGUAUCAUAAUGCAGCAGUUAAUGAAUUAUGCUUCUCUCCUGAUGGUACUACACUAGCAUCUGGAAGUUAUGAUAAAUCUAUCAGUUUAUUGGAUGUUAAAACAGGACUAUUAAAAGCAAAAUUGGAUUCUCAUUCUAAUAAAAAUCUAUCAGUAUGCUUUUCCCCUGAUGGUACUACAUUAGCAUCUAGUAGUGAUAAUUCUAUACUUUUAUGGGAUGUUAAGAAGAGAAGAAACCAUAUCAAAUUACAGGAGCCUAGCAAUUCAAUCUUAUCAGUUUGUUUCUCCCCUGAUGGUAAUACAAUAGCAUCUGGUAGUGUUAAUCAGUCUAUAAGUCUAUGGGAUGCUAAGACAGGAUAAUAACAAGCGAUAUUGGGCGGUCAUAAAAGUCAUGUUCUGUCAGUUUGCUUUUCCCCUGAUGGUACUACAUUAGCAUCUGGGAGCGGCGAUAAUACCAUCCGUUUAUGGGAUGUUAAUACAAGAUAAUAAAAAGCAUAGUUUGACCUCCAUCUUAGUGCUGUUUAUUCAGUAUGUUACUCUGCAAAUGGUUUUUUAAUAGCUUCUGGUAGUAAUGAUAAUUCUAUUCGUUUAUGGGAUGCUAAGACAGGAGAAUAACAAGCGAUAUUGAGUGGUCAUAAAAGUCAUGUUUUAUCAGUUUGCUUUUCCCCUGAUGGGACUACAUUAGCAUCCGGGAGCGGCGAUAAUACUAUCCGUUUAUGGGAUGUUAAUACAAGAUAAUAAAAAGCCUAGUUAGACGGUCAUACUAAUACUGUGUAUUCAGUUUGCUUCUCUUCUGAUGGUACUAGUUUAGCAUCUGGUAGUAGUGAUGAUUCUAUCCGUUUCUGGGAUGUAAAAACAAAAUAAUAAAUUGCCUAAUUAGACGGGGAUGUCAACACUGUCUGCUUCUCUCCUGAUUGCACUAUAUUAGCCACUUGUGGUACUGAUACUUCUAUCUGUUUAUGGAACUGUAAAACAGGACAAUUAAUAUCAAAAUUGGAUGGUCAUCAACAUCGCGUUCAAUCAUUAUGCUUCUCCCCUCUGGGUACUACAUUAGCAUCUGGUGGUUAUGAUAAGUCUAUCCGUUUAUGGGAUGUUUAGACAGCAUAAUAAAAGGCCAAAUUAGAGGGUUAUAGUAAUGGAUUUCUGUCAGUCUGCUUCUAAUCUGAUAGUCCUUAAUCGGUAAUUCUCUUUCUUAUUUUAAGUCGAUUCGUUUUUGGGAUAUUAAGACAGGAGAAGAAUUUCAUGAUGAAACUAAACUAAAGCAGCUCAAAACCCCUCUUUAUUAGUCAAAUCAUUUUUCACUAUGUAAUAUUAUUUCAAAAAUUUUUUAGCCUCUAAUUAUAUUAAAAUUCUCCAUAUAUCACAGAAACCAACUUUCUCAGCAGAAGGGGCUAUUAUUAUUAAAGGAGAAUUUGUAAAUAAAUCAGGUUAUGACUUAAAAAUAUUCUUAAAAUAAUGUGGAAGUUGCCUUAUAGAAAGCUAAUUUUAAAUAAAUUAACAGUGA
Molecule: messenger RNA, 3658 nt
Organism: Paramecium octaurelia
Lineage: Eukaryota; Ciliophora; Oligohymenophorea; Peniculida; Parameciidae
Source: the annotation of a GenBank genome assembly